This is a messenger RNA of Neolamprologus brichardi, 5103 nucleotides long. Its product is annotated as oxysterol-binding protein 1-like. Gene Ontology annotation, molecular function: sterol binding. The record is from RefSeq and is a predicted model, not a curated record. Lineage: Eukaryota; Metazoa; Chordata; Actinopteri; Cichliformes; Cichlidae. Gene Ontology annotation, cellular component: plasma membrane; cytosol; perinuclear endoplasmic reticulum.
UUUUGUUGCACAACCUGUAGCAAAGUGGUUAGCGAAGCAAAAACUAGCGAGCUAACGUCGCAUCAUCAAGCUCGAUAUGCCCGCCCAUCGCCUGUAACAUCACUCAGUGAAAGCACAGGCUGUUGUGAUGUCAGAGCCAAAGUCCCCUACUCCGACCCCUGGAGACACAUACAAGGGUUGGCUCUUCAAAUGGACAAACUACAUAAAAGGUUACCAAAGACGCUGGUUUGUUCUCAGCAAUGGCUUGCUCUCUUACUACAGGACUCAGGCUGAGAUGGGUCACACAUGCAGAGGCACCAUUAACUUGGCCACAGCCAAUAUUGCUGUGGAAGAUUCGUGCAAUUUUGUGAUUUCUAAUGGAGGGGCACAGACCUAUCACCUGAAGGCCAGCUCCGAAGUAGAGCGCCAGCGAUGGAUCACUGCUUUGGAACUUGCAAAGGCGAAGGCUGUCCAAAUGCAGGCGGAAUCUGAUGACUCAGGUGAUGAUUUCCCUGCAGUCUCGCCAAACUCAGGACAGGGUGGAGAGUGCCGUAACACAGAAAUCCAGUCUACAUUACGCACACUUAACAGUAAAGUGGAGGAUCUUGCCACCUGCAAUGAUCUCAUUGUCAAGCAUGGGUCUGCUCUCCAACGGUCUUUAUCAGAACUUGAAGGACUUCGUGUCGCAGUGGACAUGGGAGAAAAGGUCAAACAAGUCACAGAGAGAGCCACGCUGUUCCGAAUCACAUCCAAUGCCAUGAUCAACGCAUGUAGAGACUUCCUUUCCAUGGCUCAGAGCCACAGUAAGCGCUGGCAGAAGGCCUUACAGACUGAAAGAGAACAGAGGAUACGUCUGGAGGAGACUCUGGAGCAGCUAGCCAAACAGCACAACCACCUAGAAAGAGCUUUCAGAGGAGCAACAGUUCUCCCCCCUUCAUUCAGUAAUCCUGCCUUAGGAAACAAAGGGGGUGUUUCAGGGAAAGCCGAUGCCAGUGACGAGGAUGAUGACAAUGAGUUCUUUGAUGCUAUGGAGGAGCCAGCAGAGUUUAUUACUGUCCCCGCUGACCCCAAAUAUCACAGGAGAUCUGGCAGCAACAUCAGUGGGAUCAGCAGUGAGACUGGAACGGAUGAUCAGUCGGUAAAUUUUGAUGAACUUUCUUUGGCAUCAAACCCAGAGUCUCCACAGCCGCUGGAGCUGGAGCCAGUUAGGCAAAGGCGAACUCGUAUCCCGGACAAACCAAACUAUUACCUCAAUCUGUGGAGCAUCAUGAAGAAUUGUAUUGGAAAGGAGCUCUCAAAAAUACCAAUGCCUGUGAAUUUUAAUGAGCCCCUGUCAAUGUUGCAACGUCUGUCUGAAGACCUGGAGUACUACGAACUCCUUGAUAAGGCUGCAAAGUCUCAUAGCUCUCUAGAGCAGAUGUGUUAUGUGGCAGCCUUCACAGUGUCUUCCUACUCCACCACAGUCCACCGCACAGGAAAGCCCUUCAACCCUCUGCUCGGAGAAACCUUUGAGCUCGAUCGGCACAGAGAGUGUGGUUAUCGCUCUCUUUGUGAACAGGUCAGUCACCACCCACCUGCCGCAGCCCACCACGCCUUCUCUGAAAAGGGCUGGACCCUCAGACAGGAGAUAACACUAGCCAGCAAGUUUAGAGGGAAAUAUCUCUCUAUCAUGCCUUUGGGUUCUAUUCAGUGUAUAUUUGAAAAGAGCAACAAUCACUAUUCUUGGAAAAAAGUGACCACAACAGUUCACAACAUUAUUGUUGGGAAAUUGUGGAUCGAUCAGUCGGGAGAGAUAGACGUGGUGAACCACAAGACAGGAGAUCGCUGCCACCUCAAGUUCGCUCCCUACAGUUAUUUUUCCAGAGAUGUACCGAGAAAGGUAACAGGAGUAGUAACAGAUAAGGAUGGAAAAGCGCAUUAUGUCCUGUCAGGAACGUGGGAUGAGAAAAUGGAGUUUUCCAAAAUUAUGCAGAGCAGUAAAGGUGAAAAUGGCACUGAAGGCAAACAGAGGACUGUCUAUCAGACACUCAAAGCCAAAGAAAUCUGGAGAAAGAAUCCGUUACCGGAGGGAGCAGAGAACAUGUACUACUUCUCCUCUUUGGCUUUGACUCUCAAUGAACCCGAAGAGGGAGUUGCGCCAACAGACAGUCGGCGGCGACCUGACCAGCGGUUAAUGGAGGAAGGCCACUGGGACGAGGCCAACGCAGAGAAACAGCGUCUAGAAGAAAAACAACGCAGCACCCGUCGAGAAAGAGAGAGAGAAGCUGUGAAAGCAGCCAGCUCACCUGAGGAAGCUGAUGCAAAAGAGCCUGCUCCUGCUUCAAGUGAGAUUUCUGAUGAAAGUGCCCAUCCAGACACCUACCAAGCAUUGUGGUUUGAGAAGAUAGAUGAUCCUGUGUCCGGAGAAACGUUGCACAUCUACAAGGGGGGUUACUGGGAAGCUAAGGAGCAAGGGAACUGGGAUAUGUGCCCUGACGUGUUCUGAGCACAGCUGAACAAUUUCCCCACUGAGGUGUACAAAUGACACGAUCGUUAGAGGGACCCCUUUUUCCUAUCACAUUAAUUAGGAAAUCCAGUUUGACAUCAGCCUAGCCCGUCAUCUGACCAACCUCCUUCAGCCCCUCCGUUCAGCAGGAUCAAGGUCAGCUGGACUUCGCGUUCAAGUACACACGAUUGCCUGUGUGGCAUUGUAGUCACCCUGCAGCUGUUUGGUGUUCCUCUCACUGCCUCUCAAACCCUGAAGUUUAGCUUGGUUUUGGUCCACAGCUUCUUCCCAGUCCAGGGUUUUCUGAUCCAGCCUUCAGGUUGCAGUUUGCAGCAGCUCUUUCUGAAAAUGUCAUUCUGCAGUUUCUUUGGAUGAGCUAUUGUUGGAAGGGUUAUUGACCCAGAUGGUACCUUUCGAUAUGAAAGGCUUGCUCUGAUAGGUUGAGGUACUACCUAACAUGGUUAAUGUAUGUUUUUCUGCAACAUUCCUGUUUGUUUUCCAAAUACUCCAAAGCCUCCUCAGCACAAAACCACAGCAAGUUAAAGUUAAAUCACAUCCUUUUAUAAUUCCCACAGUAAUAUCCACAUUAGCAUUUUCAGGCCACAAGUUUAGCUUUUGGCAUUUUGGAGAUAAAUGAACGUAUAUUCGAUACAGAGACACAGAGCCAGACUGAUAUAGGAUUUCUAAGACUGAUAUACUGGCCUAAAUUUGACACAGUGACCUUUUAAUUUUCUUUUUGGGCACAUAAACACAUUUCCUUAACAUUUGUUACAUGUAUUUAUUUAUCUACUGGUUUACGCUCUGCCUGACUCUGCUCAGAGCAGCUGGUUGUGUUUCAAACACAGUGUAGCCAACAGGGAAGUGGACAAAGCGUAACAUCAACAAUCAGAAUAUUCCUUGUGUUUCUGUGUUCUGCAUUUCAUUCUCAUUUAUAGGUCAUUCUAAAUGCCAAUACUGACAAAUCGGCAGAUAGCCGAUAUAUCAGUCGGCCUCUAAUGCAGAGUUUGCCUUUGAAUUUAUAGUGAUUUGUGGUGCUGCUUCAACCCCUGAAACAACAACUAUGGAGGUAUAAUAUAGUUAUAUACUAAGACUUUUUAAAAAUGGUUUGAACUGUCUUAUUUUCCCCCAUUCUAAUACUCCUCCUACGCCCUGUAAAUACACAGCAAAGAUCCAGAAGUAUUUAUUAUAACUGUGCUGUCCCGCAUAUAAAACCUGAAUAUGGCUUCAUACAUCGUUCAUUUCAUACUACAGGAGUAGUAGAGUACUACUGAAGUGGCAGUUACUGUUGCAGAUGCAUUUUUAGGUUGUCUGUGUCUGUGGUCAAUGGUCACAGUCACUUAACCUCAGAGAAUGCUCUUUUUGGGGGGGCUUUGCUCAAGAAUUGAAACAACAGCUAUGACAUUUGCAUUUGUGACAUUUGCAUUGGGGAAAACUGCCCCCCUUCUCAAAGCUGAUAAAUUUCAGAUGUAUUUUUCUAAUUUAGCUUUAAAAGUUUCACUCCUGGUUUCACAGUAGAUGUGGAGGCCAUCCACGUGAGUUUGUGACUAAAUUUAAAUCAGCAGAUCUGCGCGCUGAGUUGUCACGGAGCUGCGUGGAGUUUACUGCUAACUCGAGGAUUUGCAAACUGAGGGCAUUUGAAGCGAGUGGUUUGGCCUUUGUGGUUAACUUCAGACUUAGCGAGCAUAGCUUUAAUCUUGAUUACAAAUAUUUGUGUGCUGUGAGUUUAGAUUUUCUUUUUUGUUUUGUUUUUUAAAAUAGCAAUAACAGUGCCUCUGCUCCUACAAGAGGCACAAAUUGAAAUGCGGGGGUAGCGUUGAGCAAGAACACUAAAGCUGCACAAACCGACUUUUGUCUCGGUCUUUGCUGUUGUUUGUCUCAAGGUGGUGGACUGUACAGGUGAUAGAAAGUUUUAAUCAAUGUCAUAUUAAAGUGUACUUAAAAUAAACUCUACGAACGAAGACGACAAAAACAGCGCUAGAAAAUGAUUUCUGUGUGAAUACACCAAAUAGUGAAAUAACUGUGAUCAUAAGUAGUUGUGUUGAUGAAGAAUAUAAAAAGAGUGAUGCACUUUUAAAGUUUUGUUUUGGGGUUUUUUGUGUUUCAUUAUCAUUGUUUACUCCAUAUGAACAUAGUUUCAUUUUCUGAAUUGAGGGCACCGUGUUACAACAUGUAGCUCUUUAGCAACCAAGUUAGCUUUCAGUUUCAGUCUUUAUUUGUUUUCUGCCACCGUCAUCUUCAUCGAGGCUCUGCGAGCCAUUUAAAAACACUUCUUUAUAGAAUAGGUUUACAGAUUUGUGUCCUCUGUUGUUUUUAUUACAUGUAACAUUUCUGUUUCUGUGUUUGUUUGAAUUGUGUGGUUCUGUCAUUUCAUCUUUAUGUUUCUAGAUUUUUUUUUCUGUCGGUUUCCACCAGUUUCAUCACUUUGUUCCAGCUAGUGUGUUUUUCCUCCCUUUUUUCUGACUGUCCCCGUCUACAACUGUCCAAAGCUCCAGAAAUCUGAGCUCUGACUGAAUUCAGACUGAAUUUUAUUACUAAAUGGUCAGAUUUUGAUGUUGGCUAUUGAGAUAUUUGUGUGAGCUUGUUCUGGAAACUUUUCCUAAACCAUGUUCAAUAAAAUAUGAAAUGAAUUACAAUUCUAA